AUGUUUGCCUUUAUUGCGCUUUUCCUUCUGCAAGCUACUUCGGCAGACCACCUAUCCCAGCAGCCAUUGAGAGAACUAUUUCCUGGGAACUGGGAGGCUGAGCUGCAAGCAGAUAUUCCUAAUCAGCCAGAACCAUGCUCCGUGAGCCAUCUCUCAGCGUACGAGCAGGUUGAAGGGCCGGUAGCUUUCUCCACGUCUUCCACCGAGCAUUUGGAAACACCCAAACUAUCAGGCGUAAACGCAACAGCCUGGGAACAAUGGGAAUUCGAUGGGACUGACGAUGAUGGAAUGGCUGGGAUUAUCAUUGGAUUUUCGAGAGAUGCGUCAUAUGCGUUCUUUGGCCUCGGAAACCUCCGCGUCGAAUUUUACAUGGUUCUGAGCGACGGAACGGUCAUCCAGGAGCUCGAUUAUCUGGAUGAAUCGACUAUCAUGAACUGCCAGGGAGAUAUAACGGGAAUGUGGAAUAGCACAAAACGCAGUUAUUCUUUCCACGUGCCAAAAGAUAUGAGUCGUGCAACCGUCAAAUGGAGAACCCCUGCCGGGAAGGGAACACUGUCGCUAACAUCGACAACGCAGCCCCAUUUCCCCGACGGCUCAAUGUGGCCCUCACAGGGUGCCAGAACGGAAAUGGCCCCGUCUCUGCACAUGAACCAGCCAAUCGCAGGUGGCCGUGUCAUAGCAGAUGUUGAAUUAUCGAGCUCGAAAAGGAUGCAAUUAAGGGGAUUUGGUGGCCAUGGUCGGCUAUGGGCCCAGGGGGGCUGGUUCGAUAUCGUUGACGGCUUCCACAUCAUACGUGCAUAUGCGGGACCAUACACGAUAUCUUACUGGAGGCCAAUCUCGCGGCUUAAUAAAGGAGAUGUCUAUCAUUCAGCGCAGCUGUUCAAACAUGGGAAGCUGCUAGCGGCCACGCAGCUAGGGGAGAAAUCUCAAACCAAAGAUUACAUUCUCUUCUCAAACGAUUUUCGUGGUAAAGUCAGUGGGGGCCUUACUGACAAAUCCACUGGCCAUAUACUUGAAUUUAUAUCCCCUAGUCGAGGAAAAACAUGGCGAUUUCUCGUAGAACAUAUGAGAAAGAAAUUCGAAAUGGGACUUGGUGGUGAGACUGGGAUAAGUGGGUUCACGAAUCGAGUAACAGGCGGAGAAGCAGGGGGGAGGCAAUAUGAGGGACGAGGCUUUUCUGAGCAAACUAUCUUCCCGGAGGAAAUUGCCAAAUGGAGGAUCUGGAUUGUUUAUGGCAUUGGGUAUUUCAACCGUGGAAAAAGCUUUGUACUCAGGAUCGCGCGAUGGCUAUCUUGA
Molecule: messenger RNA, 1296 nt
Organism: Coccidioides immitis RS
Lineage: Eukaryota; Fungi; Ascomycota; Eurotiomycetes; Onygenales; Onygenaceae
Exons: 1
Coding region: 1-1296 (431 amino acids)
Source: RefSeq, a predicted model, not a curated record